AGGAAAAAAAAGCGAAGCGAUAAGGUCCGACCAACCGGCACUGCGCAGCUGCACCCGUGUCCUGUAUAUUUUAUUUUCCCUUCGGUUUUGUUUUCAUUCGUUGUUGUUGUUUUUUUUGGGACGAGGCUGCUUCCUUUGCUCAGUUAAUGUGAAUUUUUAUUAUUAGUAUUAUUAUUAUUAUUAUUAUUACUGCUGCGCUGUUUUUAAACAGGAUUGGAAUUUUCACUCCUUGUCUUCCUAUAAGCAACUUUUCUGUUUACUGCAAGACCUGUUUCUCCGGGCGUCUGACACUUUCGGCUGGUUGGUCUGUAUGGACAGAUAUACGUCGCAAAAUUGAGCUUUUUUUUUCUUUUUCUUUAAAGUUUAAGCCGACAAAUAUUUUAUCACCUUGGAGUUAAGGAAGGCGUUUAAUCCACUGGACUGUCACCAAAUGCAAUUACAAUGACACUCUCUUCUUCGUGCUCUCGACACGACUAAAGUAAACCAGAUAAUGGCAGGGCCUCCUUCCCAGCGCCUGUUGCCCCCUUCUGGACCCAAAACACACUUCAGGAGCUUAGACCAUGCAGGAGGAACAGACUCGUUGAACACUGGACCAGUCAACACUGGGCCAGACCUCAAAUCACCACCACAAACCCCACUCAGAGAUAAGGACAGGCUGGACAUGGAUGAGGAUUCUCUGGGACGUUGCUCCAUCCGUGACAGGAGCAGCAUUGGGCAAGUUGCAGAUGGCAACGGUUUAGGGACAGGGGCAGGCACCUUCCAGAGCCUGUGGGAGCGGACAGUGGCGUCCGAUCCCGGUUUGUUCCAGCUACACUACAUGGACCUGGGCGAGUUCCUGACGGAGAACGGCAUGGCCAUGCAUGGAGCUCAAAUUCCCUCCCAGAGCUCGCAGUGCCCUUCUACAUCUCCUUCUCCGUGCUCUUCCUCUUCCUCGUCUUCAGCUUCCGCCGCCUCACCACCUACGCUACUUGGCUUGGACAUGCAGGUCCAGCAGAGCAUGCUGGGAGCUGUCGGCUGCUUGCACAGUCCUCCACAGGGCAGCCUUGAGACUACUCCAUCUCCGUCCUGCCCGCCACUCACUGCCCCACCCGUAACCAACGCCAAUGACAUGGUGACGACCUUUGACCCUGACCCUGCUGAUGUGGCCCUGUCCACCGUCCCAGGUCAGGAGGCAUUUGAUCCUCGCACACAUUGCUUUAGCGAAGAGGAUCUCAAGCCCCAGCCUGUGAUCAAAAAGGCUCGUAAGAUGCUCAUCCCUGAAAACUUAAAGGAUGAGAAAUAUUGGAAUCGGCGUUUGAAGAACAACGAGGCGGCUAAGCGCUCACGGGACGCUCGGCGGGUGAAAGAGAACCAGAUCUCGGUGCGUGCCGCCUUUUUGGAGCGAGAGAACGCUGCUCUACGUCUGGAAGUGGCCAACAUGCGCAAGGAGCUCGGGCGCUGCCGCAACAUUGUCAACAAAUAUGAAAACCGCUACGUCGAGCAGUUAUGAACAGGAAAGGAGAGAGAGAAGUAUACGGAUCACUGAAUGUGUUGAGUGACAAAGGACAUGAGCUGCAACUCACACAAAGGCACAAAAAAGAAAAAGAGAAAUACAUGAACAGAAAGCGUAAUGCAGGGAAAUGGACAAACAGGUUGUUUAUACUUUUGAGAUAAGAAAUAUAGGAUAAAGUUUUUUCCAUAAAGGACAGAAAUGUAUAUUUUUAUAAAUAGAGGCAUUCAAUAUGGGAAAGAGGAAUUUUUUCGAGGCUAUUUGAUGUGCUUAUAGGGGAAGAUUAUUUUAGAAGUGUGUUUGAUUGAGAAAGAAUGUCAAACUAUUGCUGUUUUCUGAAGCAUCUUUAGUUGGUAAUGCACUUAACGGGGGAUGGACAGAACUAUCUAUAUAUAAGGGGAAUAGAGGUGGAAAAGUAUAGGGUUUUGGAGUAAAAUUUUCAUCAAAUUGGUGGAAUAUUAAUUUAAGACUGUGAAAGGUAAGAUGUGUUUUAAAAUUUGCUACAAAUACUAUGAUUUGGUUUUGUUCAAGUACUUAAAUAGUUGUGUAAUUUUCAUGCGUUUGUGAUGAGAGUUCAGGUAGAUAGUUCCGUUUUUUGGAAGACAGAACAUUUCCUGAGUUUUGGCUUAUUAAAUUUAUAAUUAGCAGAUCUAACAGGUUUUAUAUUGAAUUGAGAUUUGGGUUUCUUUAGGAGGAAGAUGAGAGAGAGAGAGAAAGAAUGGAAUAGAUUGAGAUGCUUAAUAUUGACUUUUCCUUUUAUUCUUUCUUCGCUCUCUGUUCAUUGAUUUGAAUUAUAAAUGUAUUGUGAAAUUAGUCUUCACACAUGUACUCAGUUUCCUUUUUUUCCUUUUACUGAAAUAGACAUCUCCUUCUCUCCUUCCUCCCACACAGUUAACACUACAACGUCUGCGCUCACCAGAACUGUUGGUGCCACAGUGUUUAACUCCCUCACGUACUUGAACCCUCUAUAGAAAUGAUCCUUGCUGUGCAAAGCAUACGCUUGUAUAAUACUGAUACAAACGACAAGAAUUAUCCUUACCAGAUUGUGUAGAACAUACCGUCUGUAUUGUAUACAGAUAUUUAGUAUAUUUUCCACACAGAUUUGCAUUUUGAACUGAUUCUGCUUUUGUAGGUUGCUUGAGUACGUGUGUGCAAAGCUGUUCCAGGAAUCACAAGUUUUACAUCUCUGUCAUUUCUGGAAUUUUUUUAAUUUCAGCGACUGAACGGGAACAGUUACAAAUCAUGCCCUUGAGUUUUAAUAAUCUUCUUUUAAGAAUCUCAAUAUUAAUGCAUUCACAUCAUGGCAUGGCGCACUUCACUUGUUAUAGCACCUUGAAUAUUGACCUCUCCUUACAGCUUCUAAAUCUCUUUCUUUCUUUAGAUCACUUAUAAAGUUCUUUAAAAUCUUAUUGUACUAAAUAUUACAUUUACCUGUAAUAUGAUGAACUUUUGUUUUUCAUUUAGCUUUGCUCUAUAUUUCUGUUCCUGUAAAUGCACAACUCUUUCUUUAAUUGUGCAUGUUUUCGGCCACUUCGUCGUUGAUAGCUCUCACCGGUUCUGACUGGUGCCAGGCGGAUUUGCUUAUCCAAAGAGUGCAUCAUAAACCCUUUGAGACACUCUUGUCAUUGCCAGCGGUCACCACAAGCUGUCGAGGAACUGAACUUUUAAUUUUCUGUUUAGACAUUCCAUUACUUUUUCAGUCGUUUUUGGUGAUGUAGGUGUUUGAGCAGUGCACCCCCGCCCCCACCUGUUUUUUGUGUCAGCAGUGACAAUAUGAUGAUUUCCUUGCAACUUUCCAUCUUGGUUAACAGACUCAUGAACACAAGAUGAACAUCCUCAUCAUCCUUGAGUUAUGCAUCCCAGUGACCACUUUGCUCUUAGCCAAAGUAUUUUGAGGAAAUGUCUUUUAAUGGAGAACACAAAUAAAUAAUUCUUAUUCACGAA
Molecule: messenger RNA, 3433 nt
Organism: Clarias gariepinus (North African catfish)
Lineage: Eukaryota; Metazoa; Chordata; Actinopteri; Siluriformes; Clariidae
Gene: dbpb
Product: D site albumin promoter binding protein b
Exons: 5
Coding region: 491-1489 (332 amino acids)
Biological process (GO): regulation of transcription by RNA polymerase II
Cellular component (GO): nucleus
Molecular function (GO): RNA polymerase II cis-regulatory region sequence-specific DNA binding; DNA-binding transcription factor activity, RNA polymerase II-specific
Source: RefSeq, a predicted model, not a curated record